AUUUGCUGCUUUAAUUUCUGAAAAACAAAUUAGUUUUUAGAUGAAUCAUAUUCAUGGAAGAGUAGUAUAUAAUAUGUUUAAUUUGGAAGAAAAAGUGUUGCUCAUUUAAGUUUUCUAAUCAAACAACUAGUCUAUUUCUUAACCAAUUUUUGGCCAAACUAGAGCUAAUACCAACAAUAGGUUGAUAAUAAAGGUGUUUUCACAUUUCUCCAAUCUCUUUUUUAGCUCUUCCAAUCAUUUGGCUGUGUUUAGCAUCGAAAUGAAAAGCAAGCUAAUACUACAAGUUCCAUUCACUCUUUUUUAGACAAGAUGUUUGAAAAUGGAGUUGACGAGGAAGAACGACCACCUUGUUCUGAUUCAUUGUUGCAUAAGGUUCAUCCUGGAAAACCUCCUUUACUCACAUGGCAGCGGAAGUUAAAUUCUUCAGCAAGUACCCCUACAUCUUUUGCUCCUAGCAUUCGAGAAAUUUUGCACAUGCUUCCACUUGGUCUAAGGUUGUGGAGGCAUAUACAUGAAGAAGCUGCAAAAGGAACGCCCUCAAUCAUGGAUCCGUACAACAAGCGUCUUCUCUCAUGUUAUCAUGGCGUUCCAUUAGGUGGUAUUGGUGCAGGAAGUAUUGGAAGAAGUUUGAGAGGUGAAUUUCAACGCUUUCAAUUAUUCCCCAGAAAAUGUGAAGACACACCUAUUCUAGCAAACCAGUUUUCAAUAUUCAUUGCUCGCCCUGAUCAAGAAAAGUUUUCAACCGUGCUGUGCUCCAGAGGUCCCGAAGAGCUCAAAACGGAUGAAUCAUGGAAAUGGAAGCUAGAUGGGGAGAACUGCACAUAUCAUGCUUUAUACCCAAGAGCGUGGACUGUAUAUGAUGGUGUUCCAGAUCCUGAACUUAGCAUUGUUUGUCGUCAGCUUUCACCAUUUAUUCCACAUAAUUACAAGGACAGCAGCUUCCCAGUCACUGUAUUCACAUUUACGCUUUCUAACUCAGGGAAGACUGAUGCUGAUGUGACAUUACUUUUCACAUGGGCUAAUUCAGUGGGUGGUAUAUCAGAGUUCUCUGGUGGACAUGUUAAUAAAAAGAUUUUGAUGGAAGAUAGUGUGCAUAGCAUCCUCCUUCAUCAUAACACUUCAGAUGGACUCCCUCCAGUAACCUUUUCCAUUGCAGCCCAAGAAACUCCUGAUGUCCAUGUCUCAGAAUGUCCAUGCUUUUCGAUUUCUGGAGAGUCUGAGAUUAUGACAGCAAAGGACAUGUGGAGGGAAAUUGAGGAGCACGGUUCAUUUGAUCAUCUUAAGGAUGCUAAGACCUUGGUAACUUCAGUAAAAGGAUCAUCUAUUGGAGCUGCUUUAGCAGCAUCUGUUAAAGUUUCAUCUGGUGCUGUCCGGACAGUAACUUUUUCACUUGCGUGGGACUGUCCAGAAAUAAGAUUUCCCGGAGGCAAGACUUACCACAGACGAUAUACAAAAUUCUAUGGUGUUCAAGGUGACGGUGCAGCAAGUAUUGCCCAUGAUGCCCUCCUAGAACAUAACAAUUGGGAGCAUGAGAUUGACAAGUGGCAGAAACCAAUACUUGAAGACACAAGUCUGCCAGAAUGGUACCGCAUCACUCUUUUCAAUGAGCUCUAUUAUCUUAAUGCUGGUGGCACAAUUUGGACAGAUGGGUCCUUACCAAUUCAAAACUUUGGAACCAUCAGGGAGAGAGCGUUUUCCCUUGAAAAGACAAAAUCAGAUUCUGAGGAAACGUUAAAGUUGGACGAAAAAAAUGAGACUUAUAUGGGAUUACUUUCUAGGAUGAAAUCUACUGUUAACCAACUUCAGACUCCGGUGACUUCAAACUGUGCUUUUGGUACUUAUCUACUUCAAGACGGAGAGGAGAACAUUGGCCAGUUUCUUUAUCUUGAAGGAAUUGAAUAUCACAUGUUUAAUACGUAUGAUGUCCAUUUUUAUGCAUCAUAUGCGCUAUUAAUGCUCUUCCCAAAACUUGAGCUGAGCAUCCAAAGAGACUGUGCAAUGGCGGUAAUGAUGCAUGAUCCAUCUAAAAUGAAAAUUAUGAGUGAUGGAACAUGGGUCUCCAGAAAGGUUCUUGGAGCUGUCCCUCAUGAUAUUGGACUUAACGAUCCAUGGUUUGAAGUUAAUGCAUACAAUUUCUUCAACACAGAUAGAUGGAAGGACUUAAAUUCGAAAUUUGUCCUUCAAGUUUAUAGGGAUUUUGUUGCUACCGGUGAUAAAUUUUUUGGAAAAGCUGUUUGGCCAUCGGUAUACAUAGCUAUAGCAUAUAUGGAUCAGUUUGAUAAGGAUGGAGAUGGCAUGAUAGAAAAUGAAGGGUUCCCUGAUCAAACGUACGAUGCAUGGACUGUUAGUGGUGUGAGCACAUAUAGUGGAGGGCUCUGGGUAGCAGCUGUACAAGCUGCCUCGGCAAUGGCUCAUGAGGUCGGUGAUGCUGCAGCUGCUGAUUACCUUUGGGCUAAGUUUCAGAAGGCAAAGUCUGUAUAUGAGAAGUUAUGGAAUGGUUCUUACUUUAAUUAUGAUAAUAGUGGUCGAAGAUCAAGUUCUUCAAUUCAUGCUGAUCAGUUGGCUGGUCAAUGGUAUGCUAGAGCGAGUGGUCUUUCACCUAUUGCUGAUGAAGAGAAGAUAAGAACAGCUCUGAAGAAAAUCUAUGAUUUCAAUGUGUUAAAGCACAAGGGAGGGAUGUGUGGGGCUGUAAAUGGGAUGCUACCAAGUGGAAAACCUGAUAUGUCAGCUCUGCAGUCGAGAGAAAUAUGGACAGGAGUUACGUAUUCUCUUGCUGCUAAUAUGAUACAAGAGGGCUUGGUGGACAUAGCAUUUCAAACUGCAAGUGGAAUACACUCGACAGCUUGGUCAGAUAAAGGUCUUGGGUUUGGUUUCCAAACGCCGGAAGGGUGGAACACAUAUGCUCACUAUAGAUCACUGUGUUAUAUGAGGCCGUUGGCGAUUUGGGCAAUGCAAUGGGCUCUAUCAAAACCAAAGCUUCACAACCAGGAGAUGAAGCAGAUGAGUAGUAGUCUAAGUGAGAAUUCUUCCUAUGUAAAACAGGAUGCAGGAUUUCAAGAGGUUGCUCGCCUUCUCAAGUUACCAAAACAACAAGCUUCUACAAGUUACAUUCAGUCGUUGCAUCAGUUUCUUUGUAACAAAUUCUCAAUUUGACUCAAAACAUCAUUUCCUUUCCCAAUUAUUUGUGAAAAGACUCAAAUAUGUCAUCCAACUUUGAGAAAAGACUCGUUAUGUCAUCCGUUAAAAGUUUGGCCUGUCUAUAUCAUUACAGGUUCAUCCAUGCUAUUAUAUUUA
This is a messenger RNA of Solanum tuberosum (potato), 3294 nucleotides long. RefSeq names its product non-lysosomal glucosylceramidase. Gene Ontology annotation, biological process: carbohydrate metabolic process; glucosylceramide catabolic process. Gene Ontology annotation, molecular function: beta-glucosidase activity; glucosylceramidase activity. The record is from RefSeq and is a predicted model, not a curated record. The transcript is spliced from 19 exons. NCBI's taxonomy places the organism in Eukaryota, Viridiplantae, Streptophyta, Magnoliopsida, Solanales, Solanaceae. Bases 310 to 3153 code for a protein of 947 amino acids. Gene Ontology annotation, cellular component: membrane.